This is a messenger RNA of Trametes versicolor FP-101664 SS1, 3337 nucleotides long. RefSeq lists its product as uncharacterized. The coding region runs from base 17 to 3070 and encodes 1017 amino acids. The transcript is spliced from 3 exons. NCBI's taxonomy places the organism in Eukaryota, Fungi, Basidiomycota, Agaricomycetes, Polyporales, Polyporaceae. The record is from RefSeq and is a predicted model, not a curated record.
CCUCCUCAUAACCACCAUGGCGCUCGGCGGUCUGGGGGCCGUUCUUCUCUCUGGCCACCCCUCCCUCUCGCUGGGCCAUGUCAUCUCCCAGGUGGAUCUCAGUUCGGUCUUCUUCGCUGUGGUUUUUGUCAUAAUUGUUUUGGUACUCGCGUAUCUCACCAAUCCAUCCGAAAACUCUUUCCGGAACUAUCUCACCGAGCAGUCAUUCAAGCAACAUAUUAGCCGACUGGACGAAGGCGGGCAGGAAGACGGCAUUGCAUCUGACGAUUCAGGCGUACACUUCACCCUUUCUCGCAGAACGCCACCCAGCACUCGCAAAUCAGGAAGCAACUUCGACCCCACCUCCCCCUUCCAUUUCGUCAGUCGUGCUUCCGUAUCCCUUCGGACUCCGAAGCACGUCUUCUACUCGUUUGGCAUCCUCACGAUAGCAGCACUCUAUCCGACGGGCCGUCCGCAAGACCGUGCUCAUGGCCACGCGAUCUACUCCGGGAACCUCGUUUCAUCUGUCUCAGAUGCGUGGUUCGUCGGCCUGUUUGGGCGCUGGUGGCGGGGAGGCAUCAUUCAAAGUUGGUGGUACGACAUGCUCGCUGCUACGGAGGAGGACGAUGAGGACGGGCCUCCGGGUAUAUUGAACGUGAAGGCACUGGAUCUACUCGAGGGAUGUGACGGUCUACCGUUCCCCACCCCUUCGCGCCUGCCCUCCGAUGCGACUGCAAAGCUCAGGGGAACCGAGCGAUCUACCGCACGAUCUCACAAUGCCGCACCUCGGAGCAACACUCCCCCUCCACUCCCUAAAUCAGCGUCUCUGCCGUUGCACGCACCUCGUAUCACCAUCUCGACGCCGCCGAAAGGCAGCUCAACACAUCUUCAGCGUCUCGCGUCGUCUCCUGCACAGAGUUCGGCGCCCUCGACGCCUGACACAACGCGACCGCCCGCGCCUCGAAUGCUUGCGUACUCGCCCUCGUCAACAUCGCUCUUUGAUUCGUCUCCCGUGAUCGCGGAAGUGCUGCGCCAGAUCUCGCAGUCCCAGGCCGCGGUGAAGGAACUGAGCACGCAGCUCAGUGACGUUCGCAGCAGCGCGUCUGAAUCCCAUACGAGCAUCCAGAAAGAGCUCGAGGAGCAGCGUCAGCGCAAGCGUGACGAAGAUACCGCGCGCGCGGAGCUGAAGACGCGCACGAAGACGCUCGAGGACUCGAAGCGAAACGCAGAGACGAGCAAACGCGAUGCGGAGAAGCGGUUGCGUGCGGCGGAGAGCGCGCGAGAUAGCGCCGUGGUGCGUAUUGAGAAGCUGGGCGCAGAGAUCGGAGCACUGCGGACGCGCAUGUGGGAGGAUGAAGAGAUCGUACGAUCCAAGGAGGAGGGCGACGCGCAGGAGGAGGAGACGCAGGCGGAGCUGGAGCGGAAGAGGAAGGAGAUCAGGGUCGCAGAGGAGGUCGUCGCCGCGCUCAACUCGCGCGCGAAAGAGCUGGAGGAGCGCAUUGCACAGGAGGAGGAGCGCCUCCUGAAGGCGAAGGAGCAGGCGGAGAUCAAGAAGCAGGAUCGCUCCUUCUAUCCCCUGACCGUCGUGCCAACCGUGAACGAGGAGGACCUCUCCAUCCCGUCGUGGUCGUCUGCGGCCUAUCCGGAGCCCCAUCAAGCAGAAACCCUCACGCAGGAGCUGCUCGACCAUCACACCUUUGACUAUGCUGAAAGUCAGGUAGACUUCCCCAUGCCCAUCCAACCGCCCAGGAGUAAAGGUUCGUCCUCGUCUGGUUCGGCCAACAGCGACAACCGGGAGCCUUCCGUCUCGCCGCGCCCUGCCCGCCUGUCCCUCACAGGCAUCUCCAACUUGCGCGAGCCUAUCCAACGCGUACUCCCCGAGCCUGAUCCUAACGGUCAGGUCUUGGUGCGUCCGCACGCCUUCCCACUCUUCAACGGAGACCUGCCUAGCACGCUCUCCACUCGCUCUACGUCGACUCGCUUCUCGCCUUUCAGCGACACCGAGGACGCUAGCGAACUAACCGUCCCACCCCAUGUGGAGCCGAACACCGCGAGCAGCAUAUCGUCGAUGAGCACGUCGCUCAUCCCGACAGGCCUCAUCAGCUCGCUCGACAGCACGGGCAGCCUCGACGGGCUCGGCCUUCCACGCUCUUUCCAGUCCGAAGACGACGCGGUGCUCGCGCGCGACUGGCGCAAGACCGCACGCUUCCCGCCUCCGCCCCCUGUCGAGAGCCCGAACGCGGGGCGCACUGGCGCAUACACGACUUCGCCACUCUCGCUUACGUGCCCCUCGUUUGACGGUGUGGACAAGGACGACCCGUUCGAGGUACGCCCGCCGCCCCCGCGCCGCAGGCUCACCUCAGAUCUUGCGGACCAGCGCGCGUCCUUCCCGCCGACACGGACGAUAUCUGACCCGCCCCUCCCGCCGCCCGGCAUCGCCGCCGCACCCCAGCAGCAGGAGCACGAGGGCCCAGACAAAACGGGCUCCGCGCACCGCCGGUGGUUCUCGCAGCAGGACGCCGCCGCGGCGAAGGAGCGCAGGGGGCUCAACCCAGAGGCGAAGGCGUUCUCACUCACCAAGAAGUCCUUCCCCUCGCUCUUCUCCGCGCCCCAGCCCCAGCCGUCCGCGCAUGCGCUCGCCGCGUCCCCGUACGACAGCGCGUCGUACGCGAGCAGCACGAGCCUCGCCUCGUCGCUGGCCUCGCACCCCAGCAGCAGCCUCUCCACCGCGUCCACGCUCAGCCUCCCGCCGUCGCUCGCGGGCGCCGCCGACGCCGACACCGUGUUCGCGUCCGUGUCGAUGCGCGCAUUCGCGCCGUCCCCCGCGGAGCGCGAAGCGCUGCAACGCGCAUUUGGGGGGUCCGCGAACACGAGCCUCGAGCGCCUGCCGACGCUGAGCGAGGUCGCGUCCAUCCCGCCCUCGCCGCCGCACCCGCACGUCCACGCGAAGGACGGCGCGCUGGGCACGGGCCGCACGCUGCUGCCGCCGGGGCUCGCGUGGCUGCACUCGCUGGGCCCGUUGCGGAAGCCGAAGUUCAGCCCGUGGGAGGACGAGGAGACGAACGAGGCGGGCGUCGCGGACGGCCGCUAGCUUGCUGCUGUCCUGCGCGCCGCGGCGAAUCAGACUAUCUAUGUAUGUAGAAUUGAAGUGCGCGAGGGGGCGGCCGCGGGGUUCUGCUAGAGCGCGUGUGGAGGCGUGUGCGGUGCUUGUGUAUGUACGGGGCGAAGGCAGUGCUAGUGCAGCAAGAGUAGGAGCAGUGUAGUAGGAGCAGAAGGGGAGAGCGGGAGAGAGGGGGGCGGUCGCCUCCGUGAAUAAGUAAUGCACCGUAACGAUCCCAAAUGACAAGAAUAUCUCGGC